AUGUCUCGACCUCAGUGGCAACGUUUAGCUCGGUCGCGAUGGGCUGUUCCAUCUCUCAGGGCAUCGCCAGGCGUAUCGAGUCGCCUGCCAACGGCGCGUGCCGCGUUUUCGACGUCUUCACGUCGUGAACUCAUGGAAAUGACGGGCUUCACAGAGGAGCAGCUCACAGUCCGAGAAGCCAUCUCGCAUAUCUGCUCCAAAUUUCCCAAUACGUACUGGCAGGAGCGUGACCAGCAAGAAAAAGAUCCUAAAGAGUUCCACGCUGCCUUGGCCAAGGACGGGUGGCUGGGCAUCGCCCUUCCCGAGUAUCUAGGGGGAGCAGGAUUAGGCAUCUCUGAGGCAACCAUGAUGAUGCAGACUAUCACUCAAUCUGGUGCCGGAAUGGCUGGUGCACAAGCAAUCCACGCCAAUGUAUAUGCCACGCAGCCAUUGGCUAAAUUUGGCACAAAGGAACAGCUGGAAACGACAAUCCCUAAUAUCAUCAAUGGUACCUGGCGAACAUGCUUUGGCGUCACUGAGCCUAACACGGGACUUGAAACCCUCAAGCUCAAGACUCUUGCAACAAAGACCGAAGAUGGGUACUCAGUCUCCGGCCAAAAGAUCUGGAUCACUUGCGCGCAGGUUGCUUCCAAAAUGAUCCUUCUAGCUCGCACAACGCCAUUGGAGGAAGUCCAAAAGUCGAGUGAGGGGUUGUCACUUUUCUGUAUCGACCUUGACCGCGACCAGCCGGGUCUAGAUAUGCGCAAGAUCAAAAAGAUGGGUGGCCGAGCUGUAGACGCCAACGAAGUUUUCUUCGACAACUACAAGAUUCCUGCCAACACUUUGAUUGGCCAGGAGAGCCAGGGGUUCAAGAUUAUUCUGCACGGCAUGAACGCCGAGCGCUGUCUACUCGCAGGUGAAGCGCUGGGUCUGGGCUAUGCCGCUCUCGAGAAAGCCGCUCAAUACGCCAAAGAGCGAGUGGUCUUCGGCCGACCGAUUGGACAAAACCAAGGCGUUUCCCACCCACUAGCAGAUGCAUACAUGAAGCUCGAGGCCGCGAAACACGCCACAUACCAUGCCACUCGUCUUUAUGAUGCCAACGACGGCUCUGUGCCAUUCCACGCAAUUGGCGUGGCCUGCAACAGUGCCAAGUAUCUCGCUGCCGAGGCCGCGUUUACGGCUUGUGAGCGUGCCGUGCUGGCCCACGGAGGCAUGGGUUACGCUAUGGAAUACGAUGUGGAGCGGUACUUGCGUGAAUGUCUGGUUCCUCGGAUUGCUCCCGUGAGCCGUGAAAUGAUUUUGAACUAUGUCAGUGAGAAGGUUCUUGACUUGCCCCGAAGCUAUUAG
Molecule: messenger RNA, 1326 nt
Organism: Penicillium cataractarum
Lineage: Eukaryota; Fungi; Ascomycota; Eurotiomycetes; Eurotiales; Aspergillaceae
Product: acyl-CoA dehydrogenase family protein
Exons: 2
Coding region: 1-1326 (441 amino acids)
Molecular function (GO): flavin adenine dinucleotide binding; acyl-CoA dehydrogenase activity
Source: RefSeq, a predicted model, not a curated record